This is a messenger RNA of Sclerotinia sclerotiorum 1980 UF-70, 1086 nucleotides long. RefSeq lists its product as hypothetical. NCBI's taxonomy places the organism in Eukaryota, Fungi, Ascomycota, Leotiomycetes, Helotiales, Sclerotiniaceae. Gene Ontology annotation, molecular function: FAD binding; D-amino-acid oxidase activity. Bases 1 to 1086 code for a protein of 361 amino acids. The record is from RefSeq and is a predicted model, not a curated record. The transcript is spliced from 3 exons.
AUGAACUCAACAACUUCCACCAUUCCAAAAAAUAUCAUCAUCCUCGGUGCCGGAAUUUCAGGUCUCCAAACUGCUCUUUCUCUAUUGACUUCAGAAACUCCCUCUCCAAAACCAAAAAUAACAAUCAUAGCCAAACAUUUCCCAGGAGAAAAAAAUCCAAAUUAUUGUUCUCCAUGGGCAGGAGCAGAUUGGAGAAGUCAUGCUUCGAGAAAUGAAGAGGAUAGGAGACUGAGAGGAUGGGAGGAAAUUACUUAUAAGAGGUGGAAUGAGAUGGAACUGCAUAAUUACCCAAAAGGUAUCUUAGGAGAAGGGAUUAGAAAAAGUGUUUAUUUCAACACCGUAUGCGUGGAUGUAGAUAAAUAUCUCUCAUAUCUACUCCUUCGCAUCAAAACACUAGGCGGGCUAACCAUCGGGUCGGAAAUCAACACGAAUGAUGGAUUAGAGGGUGUGAUUCGUUCUUGUAAAGGUCUUGCUAAGGAGAAUGGGAUAGGGGGUGAAGUGGAUAUAUUUAUAAAUUGUACGGGGCUUGCAGCGGGGAAGUUUGUAGGAGGGGAUGAGGGGGAGAAAUUGUUUCCGGUUAGAGGUCAGGUAUUGAUGUUGAGGGGGGAGACGAGGGUUUGUAAGACUUUGGUGGGGGAUUUGGGGGAGAAAGGGGAUGAGUUGCUUUAUGUUAUUCCGAGGCCAGGGAGUGGGAGGAGUGUGGUUGGGGGGUGUAAACAGGCAAAUAACUGGGACUCUAACCCCGACUCACAAUUAACGGGAAGAAUUCUUCAAAGAUUGAAAGAUAUUGGAUGGGCUGAUGAUUUUAUGGAUGAGAAUGGUCAUAUAGAGGUUUUGGAUACGUAUGUAGGUUUUAGACCUGGGAGGAGGGGUGGUGCGAGGGUGGAGGUUGAGGUUGAGGUUGAGGUUGAUGGUGAAAAAGAGGGGGAUGUGAUAGGAAAGAGAGGAAAUGCAAAAGCAAAAGUAAAGAAAAUAGAUGGGGUUUAUAUACUUCAUAAUUAUGGUCAUGCGAGUGGAGGGUAUCAGUGUAGUAUUGGGUGUGCGGAGGAAAUUGUGAGGUUGAUUGCGGGGUUGGAGUUGGAGUGA